AUGAACUCCAUGCACCCAUUGCAACCUGAGGAGGACCCAGCACUGAGCACAAGAAAAGGCAUAGCCUCAGACUUUAGCAUGAUGAAGAUAAGAAAGGUCACUUCUUACUCCAUCUGCAAGGCCAUGAUGUCUCACCCAAUGAGCAUCAACUGUGGACACAGCUACUGCAAAUCCUGCAUUCAGAGCUAUAAUUGCAGUUUUAGCCCAAAGACAGGAUGGAAGAUGCUGGGGUGUCCUUUGUAGAACCUCAGGCCCAACAAGGAGCAAGAAACCAUAAUUGAUAUGAUCAAGGGAAUGGAAGACCAGGAUCAUGACCUGGUGUGUGAGGAACAUGAAAAGAAGCUCAGUCGCUUUUGUGAAGAUGACUGUCAGCUCCUCUGCUGGUGCUGUUAUUGGGAGGAUCGGCACAAAGGUCAUAGCUUGGUUGAUGUGAAAAAUGUGUACCAGAACUACAAGGCAAUUUCUGGAAAAACUGCAAACACCGUGACAAAAUUUCAUGAACUCCAAGAGAAUCUUGAAGUUCAAAUACAUUUCAUAACAAGCCAAAUAAAUGCCUGGAAGGAUGCCAUAGAGGAUUGAAGGCAAACAAUCAAAUCUAACUUUAAGAAUCUCCAGAGUUUUCUACAGGAAGAAGAGAAGUUUUAUCUUUGGAAAUUGGAGAAUGAGGAAAAACAGACGCUUGUUGCAGCUAAAGGGCAGCGAGGUCAAUACACAGCAGAUGUAUGAUAUGAGAGAUCUGAGUGCCAAGUUCAGGAGCUGGAGGCAAAACGUCAGGGCUCAGCCCAGAAAUUGCAACAGGACAUGAAAAACAUUUUGUGCAGGUGCGAGGCUGUGAAGCUAAGCCUGCUGAAGGCUGAUUCCCUGGAGGUUCACACUAGAUGUAAUGUGUCUGAGCUUUACUUUGAUGUGAAGACGGUAUUAAGAUGUUACCAAGCUAGCGUCAGUGUGAUCCUGGACCCCAGCACAACCCAUCUUGACUUAGCUCUGUCUAAAAGUGGAAGACUAGUGACUUGCAAAAGAUGCCACAGCAAUCUUCAGGCUUCUGCCAAGAGGUUUUAUGGUUUACCCUGUGUCCUGGGCUGUGAGGGCUUUACUUCAGGAAGAUAUUACUUUGAAGUCUCCAUCGAGAAAGCAACCAGUUGGGAUGUCGGAGUCUGUUUAGAGAAUGUGCCGAGGGGCUUUAACAUGAAGAAGGAGUCUGAGUUUGGAUUCUGGACCAUCAAGAUGUCUGAAGAGGAUGGCCUUGAAGCUCUCACUUCUACCCCAACUCUUCUCCUUCAUCUGAGUAAAAAUCCCCAGCUUGUGGGAGUUUUUGUAGACUAUGAGGCUGGAGUUGUAUCGUUUUACUGUGUAACUACUGGCUUCCAUAUCUUCACCUUCCCCAAGGCUUCUUUCUGGAAUACUCUGAGGUCCAUUUUCCAUGUUUAUCAACAUUCUCCUUUGUUCCUGCCUGCCAUAAAUAAUUAA
Molecule: messenger RNA, 1467 nt
Organism: Grammomys surdaster
Lineage: Eukaryota; Metazoa; Chordata; Mammalia; Rodentia; Muridae
Gene: Trim38
Product: tripartite motif containing 38
Molecular function (GO): zinc ion binding; protein binding
Source: RefSeq, a predicted model, not a curated record